This is a messenger RNA of Aspergillus affinis, 3936 nucleotides long. Its product is annotated as nucleoporin Nup120/160. Gene Ontology annotation, cellular component: nuclear pore. Gene Ontology annotation, molecular function: structural constituent of nuclear pore. The transcript is spliced from 3 exons. Bases 1 to 3936 code for a protein of 1311 amino acids. The record is from RefSeq and is a predicted model, not a curated record. Lineage: Eukaryota; Fungi; Ascomycota; Eurotiomycetes; Eurotiales; Aspergillaceae.
AUGGCUAGAAUUUACAAAGACACCCGAGUCGACCUCCGGCCGUACUCGCGGAACUCCGUCUUGACCAUCCGCAUCCCAACAGAAGCGAACACGCCAGGUCGCGCCCGAUUCGCAACAUCCCCCUUCACGAGAUUCGAAGAACCGAUCGCGAAGGACGAAGACGAGUUUUCUAAGCGCUUCCUGACCACCCAGGGGUCUGUUUAUUUCCGCAAGCGCAGCGUUUAUCCCCGGACGUUCCUAUGGAGGGUCAUCGACGAUAGCAAGGUCUUGGAGGUCCAGUGUGUGGAUUUGACAAAGGGGGGAAUUGAGCACCACGAAUAUAACGUGACCUUGCGAUUUGAUUUCAAAGAAGCGAUUAUUCCGUCGGGAGUUGAUUUCGCCGAUUUGGAGGACCACGAAGUGCUCAGCGUGUUUGUUAUUACAGCCUCCAACCAGCUACACACUUUGACCCUGCGCCCGGAAUUCUUUCGACGGACGGAAGCAAUCGAUGAAAACGUUUCGGACUGGUGCAAGUCCUGUGUUCCGGCACCCCUCACAUUCUCUCACCCUCACCGACUACACGCUAGCAGCCCACUGGAGCUGUUCAUUUCCCUCGACAACGGUUCCCUUUUGCGCCUGAGCAGGAAAUCUAGCGAUGAUGGCUCGCACUGGACCCCAUUGACUUUUGACGAAAGAACCUGGGGAUCGUCAAUUCGAGGCUUGGUCAGAUGGCAUGCGCAACCCUCGAUAAAAUACAAUGGACGUAAUCUCGACCCAAAUCUCGCCAACGCGAUUGCUACCACUUCCGAUCAGACCUACGUUUUUGCGAUCUGUUUAAACCACACCUUGAAGAUAUGGAACCUCGCCACGAAUAAACUGGUCGCGACAAAGGAUCUGCUGGGUCGCGAAAUACCACAGUCCGAUGCGACAACAUACUCGCUCAAUCCGUCCGAAUCAUCUUUCAUUCGAGUUUUCAAUGUCGAGAGGGCACUUGAUGGAGGCUACCGGUAUUACCUCAUCACAUACUCGCCUUUCGAGGAUGGCCGCUUCAAAUUUUGGGCUAUCAAAGGGGGGCUGACGACAGCCCUUGAAAUUGAAGAUCUCUUCCCCGAUGCUUCGCUGAGGCCUCUGGACCCGGAUACGUCAGGCAACAUGUUCUGGACGAUUGCGGAUUUCGAGGUUAAGCCGGCGGAAGAAGGAAUGGGAAUGGAGCUAUGGGUACUUUGGAGAAAUAGCAGCAUGUACCAGCUCUACACACUGCACUUCAAUUUCGAGAGCUUGACUACGGACUGGGAUAACAAUUGGGUAUCGACGGUCAUGGAUACUCGCGGAGAAGCGCACCCGCCGCUACCGCCGGUGUCCUCCGAUGUUGAGGACCCGACUGAGAAGUGGUUGAAGUUCCUUCUACACCCUAACAGGCUCUCACCCGAGGCGCUUGAGACCGCUUUGGCCAUUUACCAGGAAGCUCUGAAGCCAUUGUCUUCGCCCAGUGUGUUGAAGAAGGACACUCCUCUCUCUGAACGUCUCUGCUCCACAAUUGCCGCCACCGUCUCACUCCGCAAGUACGCCGACGACGAAAUGGAUUUCAUGCGGUAUCGAAGUGAUACAGACUCCAAGUGGCGCCAAUUCUGGCAAAUUGCGGACGAUAUCAACAGAAGAAGAUUUGAACCGGUCACGCUUGCGUACGAUUCGUAUUAUGAGAUCCCGUGGCUGCUACUCUCAGGCGGUUGUGCGGUGAUUAGAGAGUGCAGCUCUACAGAACUACUUUUGCACAAUUCGGGCCCGGAGCUACGUUCAGAGGGGCCCAAGAUCGUGGAUCGCUGGAGACACAGGAACCUGGGCACGGAAAUUGGUGAUUCGUUCGAGGAGGCGUCUCAUUUGAUCCAAGUUGCUUCGGGAUUCCGGCGGAGGUUUCCCCCAGAGCUUGAGGUGGCUUGCCUAGGAGCCCUUGAAGCAGAGAUGUUCACGGAGCCCUCGUCAUCUAUCCCCGAUAGGAUGGACGCCUUCCGCGAACGAUGUGAAUUCGGGGAACAAAUCUCUAACAAGAUCUAUGACGGCCUGGUUGGUGCUAUGAACAAACGCCUAAACAUCUUCAAUCUACGGAAUGAUGUCUUUUACACUAUCAUCGACACGAUUCCGCUGGGCUUCCCGGGCAAGGAUUCGGACCUCUUGGCCACACAUUUUGGAGUCAAGGUCACCGUCAACGGUGUCCAGGAGGCUAUCUUCUUCACGCGUCAAAUACUCAUUGACCUUCUUUCCCUGGCUAUCUUCGUGGAUGGUGAAGUAGAGCAGGAGGAAGGCUCAGAUUUUGACGCCGUUGAACUGUUUGCCUCGCUGAUCACUUUACUGCGUGAAUAUGAAAUGAUGUUGUGGCUCAGCUCGAACUCUCGGAAGUGUGCUGAUAGGCCCACCGGUAGUUCCGGAGACCUGACUCCUUCGACGUUUUCAUUGAAGGAAUCGCCGUCAAGAAACAGCAACACAAGGACGGCAACCAUCUUGGAGGACUUGUUUGCCACCGAUAUUAAACCCCGCCAGACCAUCGGCCUACCCCAGAGUUAUACUUUGAGUCUCGGUAUUCGAGAUGUUCUGUCGUGGGUCACGCGUCAAGGGGAGGUGGCCUAUCCAAACGCACUGGUCUACAUCCAAUGUGAUCUCAUUGCGAAAAACAACAUUGAUCUUGCUUGGGAUUUCCUCCGCUUUCAAGCAAGCACAUCUUGGGCGACCUACGUCAAAGGCCGCCUGUACGUGGCUAUGUCUGAAUUCGACAUUGCAGCCUUGUAUUUCCGAAAAUCUGCAUAUCUGCUCUCGUGUGGCAAACCACUAGGUAAUUUGCACGAAAUGUCGUCGACUCUUUUAGACAUUUUCUCGGUAGACUGCUUCCAUAACGGUCUACCGAAGUAUUUCCAACACAUCCUAUCCAUUUUUGAACAGGCUCGCUCGUUCUCCCAUGUUGCGGACUUUGCCAGUCUUGCACUGCAGGCGCUGGCGAGCGAAGGAUACUCGGAGCAGGACCCGGAGUACCUCAGCCUGCGAACGGAUCUUCUUUCGCGCCUAUUCUAUGCCUCUCUUCACAACUGCCAAUUCGAUCAGGCGUACUCCGCACUUGCCCGCUACAAGGACCUUACACUUCAAAAGUCUGCACUCAGCUCUUUGAUCACGGGCAUUUUGGCCGCCUCGGGGUCUGGCACUGCCGGCCUUCAGCAGAUUCUCCACUUCCCUACGGCGCUUGUCCCCAAUAUCGCAUCCUAUGUGGACGAGGCCUUGGUCUCUCUUGCCCGGAAGCAGACGUCAUUUACCUCCUACCUGGAUAGUGGGAACCAAUGGGCCGACGGCACCCCGGACUACCAACGAAUCUUACAAGCGUAUCGUAUUGCACGGGGUGACCAUCGCGGCGCCGCCGAGAUUGCCUACCGCAAUGUCCAACGACUCCGGAACUCGCGGGACAGCUCUUCGGCUUUAGUUUUGGCUAAAGGCCGCACGGAGGAUCUGACAGCCGCAGCCGGAGAAGAUGACCCGGAAAGUCAGGAGAUAAGACACGAGCUUUUGUCGCUCAUUAACCUGCUUGGUUGCGUCGACAAGAGCGAAUCAUACAUUCUCAUCGAAAAGGACGUCCCCUCCCUGUCUUCUGCGCCGCCGUAUAGACGCCGGAGCCUGCAGGCGGAUGAUGAUGGAAACGUAUUUAUGGACGAUGCUGAAGCUGGCUCGCCCACCCCUUACGGUUCCAAGCGCAGGAUCAGCUCUAGUCCCACGGCCAUCCGACCUGCCAGUCGACGAGGAAGCAAAUCCUCGACCACCGAGACCGCCGGUCCCCGCCGUCGCGUCAUAGUCACACUCGACCACCUACGUCGCGAGUACCAAAGCGAGCUAGACCGGGUCAGCAGGAUCGAACGAGGCGAUUGGGAGUUCGGGGCUUUUGAUUCUGACGAGGCUGAUAAUGAUGAUACGAUGCUACUCUAG